Molecule: messenger RNA, 1726 nt
Organism: Drosophila novamexicana
Lineage: Eukaryota; Metazoa; Arthropoda; Insecta; Diptera; Drosophilidae
Gene: pdm2
Product: POU domain protein 2
Exons: 3
Coding region: 144-1610 (488 amino acids)
Biological process (GO): regulation of transcription by RNA polymerase II
Molecular function (GO): RNA polymerase II cis-regulatory region sequence-specific DNA binding; DNA-binding transcription factor activity, RNA polymerase II-specific
Source: RefSeq, a predicted model, not a curated record
GCGCAGCCGCUGCCGCCGCAGCAACAACAACAACGCAAGCAGAGGCCGCGGCAGAGGCCAGCAACAAAUUGGAAUUGGAUAAUGCGGCCGCAGAACGAAGCGUGCGUCUCAUCAAGCAGCGCAAGGAUCUUGAGAACUCAUUUAUGCGACACAUGUCAAACUCACCGACACCGCCAUCUCCCCUGCGAUCUCUAUCAGACUGCGGCAAGAGCUACGAGGAGGAGGAGGAGGAGGACGAGCUGGAGGCGGAUGUGGCACAGAAUUUGAGCAGCAAACGCAGCGCACGCCAAUUGGAUGCCGACAUGGAGAACGAGGUGCUCAAUUUGGCGCGCAGCGUUUCGCCAGCGGCCAAGCGCUUGGCCCUGGAGCACACGGCCGAGACUGCGCUCGCGGCACAGUCUGCCGCCGCAGCCACGCCGCCCGCCGGAGUGGGCCUGCCGCCAACAGCGCCGCUGGGCUUCGGGCCGGAGGAUAUGCACCAGGCGCUGCAGCUGCAGCUGCACAGCUACAUCGAGAUGGUGCGUCAACUGGCGCCCGACGCAUUUCCCAAUCCCAAUCUGGCGACACAGUUUCUGCUGCAGAACUCGCUCCAAGCGCUGGCCCAGUUCCAGGCGCUGCAGCAGCUCAAGCAGCAGCGGGAUCAGCAGCUGACCACGCCCAGCGAGUCGCUGCCCUCGCGGCACUAUUCCACGCCGCUGAGCAAGUCGCCGCUGCGCAGUCCCUCGCUGAGUCCUGUCGCGCGUUCCAUGGAGCCGCAGCAGGCGCAACGCACGCCGCCCAAUUCCCUGGCGGCGGCAGGUCUGGGCCUAAGCAGCGCCGUUCUGACGCCCAAUACGCCCAGCAUGCAGCAGCAGCAGCAGCAGACGAUGACGACGACGACAACUGCCUCGAGCACGCCCAAGCCGUUGGCUAGCGGCGCCACAGUGGCCGCUGUGAUGGCCACCAAACUGGAGCAGUCACCGGAGGAGACCACCGAUCUGGAGGAGCUGGAGCAGUUCGCCAAGACGUUCAAGCAGCGUCGCAUCAAGCUCGGCUUCACCCAGGGCGAUGUCGGCCUGGCCAUGGGCAAGCUCUAUGGCAACGAUUUCUCCCAGACGACCAUUUCGCGCUUCGAGGCCCUCAAUCUCAGCUUCAAGAACAUGUGCAAGCUGAAGCCGCUGCUGCAAAAGUGGCUGGAGGACGCCGACUCGAGUGUGGCCAAGUCGGCGGGCGGCGUCUUCAAUAUCAAUACGAUGACCACCAAUCUGUCCAGCACGCCGGAGAGCAUAUUGGGUAGGCGGCGCAAGAAGCGCACCUCCAUCGAGACGACCAUACGCGGCGCUCUCGAGCAGGCGUUCGUGCUGAACUGCAAGCCCACCUCGGAGGAGAUCAAUCAGCUGUCGGAGCGCCUGCACAUGGACAAGGAGGUGGUGCGCGUCUGGUUCUGCAAUCGCCGGCAGAAGGAGAAACGCAUCAAUCCCUCGCUCGAUCUGGACAGUCCCACCGGCACCCCAUUGAGCAGCCAUGCCUUUGGCUAUCCGCCGCAGGCUCUCAACAUGUCCAAUGGCGGUCAUGUGCUGCUCGAGGCGGGCGGAUCCCAUUGCGGCAGCUCCAUCAGCUCUGGCGAAUGAUUUGCUGCCAGCUGCCAGCUCUGGUCAGCUUGUAUAUAGAUAGAAAGUGAGAGAGAGAGAGAGAGAGGGAGGGAGCGAGAGAGAGAGAGUACUCCAAAUCUUCCACAAACAUUCCA